This is a messenger RNA of Zingiber officinale, 1075 nucleotides long. RefSeq lists its product as uncharacterized. Gene Ontology annotation, molecular function: zinc ion binding; ubiquitin-protein transferase activity. The coding region runs from base 22 to 765 and encodes 247 amino acids. NCBI's taxonomy places the organism in Eukaryota, Viridiplantae, Streptophyta, Magnoliopsida, Zingiberales, Zingiberaceae. The record is from RefSeq and is a predicted model, not a curated record. Gene Ontology annotation, cellular component: membrane. Gene Ontology annotation, biological process: protein ubiquitination. The transcript is spliced from 7 exons.
UGUCCGGAGCAGAGCGGAGAGAUGGGGGAGUUCAUGGUUUGCAUCGAUAGGCUCGUGGGCUCGGAAUCGUGCAUCGUGCCGGCGAAUGGGGUCGUCAAUGGAGGCUUUGGCGGCGCCUCGCCGGGGGAAGGGGAAGGCGGAAGAGCAGCGGUGGUGGUGGGGUGUCCAGGGAACAUCAACAGAAGUUCACGCGGCAAGAAGAAGAAGGACAAGGAAGUGGGAGGAAGGGUAGUAGUAGAAUGCAGGAUAUGCCAGGAGGAAGGGGAGGAAGAGGACAUGGAAAUCCCUUGCGCUUGCAAUGGCACCCUCAAGUUUGCGCAUAGGAAGUGUAUUCAAAGAUGGUGUGAUAAGAAAGGGAAUAUCACCUGUGAAAUAUGCAAUCAGGCUUUUGGCCCCAACUAUACUGCACCGCCAAUUAGACCAAGUUCUGAUGUAUUGGCGAUUGAUAUCAGGGAUGAUUGGGAUACACUCAUAGAUCUCCGUGACCCACAUUUUCUUGCCAUUGCUGCUGCACAGCAAGAUCUGCUGAAUGAUUAUGAGGAUUAUGCAACUGAAAAUGCCAACGGAAUUGCUUGUUGUCGUGUCAUUACGCUCAUUUUGAUGCUUCUCUUGCUUCUUCGCAACAUCUUGGUCGUCAUGAAGAAUAUUGAGAUGGUGCAGGACAUAUCGACCUUGUUUAAUAUAAUUUUGGAGUUUGUUGGCUUUUUCUUACCUUGCUAUGUAAUAGCCCGCUCCUGUUAUCGAAUACCAAACUGGAGGAGGUAGCAGAUUUGACGAUCGACUUUCACCAUGAAGCUUUUCAUCCGACAGUAACUAGACAGCUAGCCAAAGAACUUGCCUGGCUGUGUGUCUUUAGGAACUCUUCAGCUCUUCACCGUGACAGGACACCAAAGGUGGUCCUCCUCAAGUAAUCGCAUGCCAAUCGAGUUUGUGUAAGCUAUUACUCUUUGAAAAACAUGUGUAUGCGGAGCAAUCUUUCUUGAUGCUCACUCUUAUCUAUCUGUGAAAAAGGCAAUUCGACAUGUAAAUGAUCCCUUGACUUCCAAUUCUAUGCAUCUUUCGAAUCUUUUUCAGG